Messenger RNA from Bufo gargarizans (Asiatic toad), 2098 nucleotides. RefSeq names its product shootin-1-like. The record is from RefSeq and is a predicted model, not a curated record. The transcript is spliced from 7 exons. The coding region runs from base 31 to 762 and encodes 243 amino acids. NCBI's taxonomy places the organism in Eukaryota, Metazoa, Chordata, Amphibia, Anura, Bufonidae.
ACUACUUCUCCUGUCGUUCUCAGGUCUCUCAUGUCUAUUAUCCGGAAGAAGCCCUUGGUGACGGCCGCCGCAGUGAAGCAGGGGAGUGCGACGCAGGGGGACAGCGGAAAUGUGGGCAACCUGAAGCAGCAGGCCGUGGAUGAGAUGAUGGACCGUAUCAAGAAGGGCGUCCACCUGAGGCCGGUGCAGCAGACCACGCGAGUCAAGCCACAGGUGACCCCUCCAGAGCCCCCCAUGGCCUCAGCGGCGCCCCCUACUACAAGUGUGGAAGACGCCUCAGUGGUGAAGUCUCACAGCGCGGUUCAGGAGCUACGGGGGAUUCUGGAUUCCUUUGGCUCCGCCCCCAGCAAGAAGAGACUUGGCGCCAUGGCAACAGCCUCCACGGAAAGUGAACUGGAAAGAAUUUUACGGCGCCGCAAAGUGACAUCUGAACAAGACUCAUCCGCAGGGACCCUCAGCGCCCUCGAAUCCAAAUCGCUGCCCGUCCUGGGUUCCGCCAUCAGCCAGAAGCCCCGGGUCCCAGAUAGCGGAGAUGGAGGGGGUGCCGAGGAGGGGCAGCCGCUGCUCUUGGACAAGCGGCUCCAGACGAAGAUGGCGUCUCGCUUUGCAGAGACUUUGGGAUAUGCAGGAGAUGGAAAGAAACCAGACCAGACACAAAGUUCUUUGAACCUUCGGCCCCCAGAAGUAGGCGACAAAGGCACCGCCAAGAACGUGGACCCUGGCGCCAAGAGAGGAAAGGAUGUGGAUAGUUCUCAGUGCUAGUACCGACAGAGGCCCCUGCGGCCUCCAGCCUCUGAGCCCUCCCAGGACCACUGAUGACCUCACAAGCACAAUACACUAUAUGCAGCCGGACCCCGGUAGACAGGCUCUGGGAUUUGUGUGGGCCGCAUGGUAGGAGCGUGUGUCCUCCACUAGUCAGAAGUCGCCUCAAUAUCAGCGGCAAAUUUACUAAACCGGUGGCAGCUGAGGAGCGAUGUAUAACCCGGCGGAGAAACUGCACAAUGAAUCCGGCCGAUUCCCAGGUGGUUUUAUAGCGCACCUUAGCCUGUGCUCGCGGUCUUCCCGUUUUCCGCAUAGCGGUGCUUUUUAUAUUAUUUUUUUUACAGCAGCCCCACCAGUGGUUUCCAGUAAGAACCAGUUGUGGGGAGUUUUAUGUUUUCUCUGCGCAGUCAUGUACAGCGGGCUUGGCGGCCAUCUCCCAGAGGCGCUCGGUGUCAGGCUGCACCAGCUAAAGUGACUGCAAUAACAUCCUGAUGGUAUUGAUUGGUCACAAGACUAAAGCUAAGGGCAGCGCUUGAGAGAUUGGCGCUGACGAACCCGUGCACCGGGGACGCCGCAGGAUUUUACUAAAUGCACAUUUUUUUAUUAGUGAAGAGUCAGCUGAUAUUGGGGGGGAUGGGGGGCACGUCUUCUGGGCCCCUGCGUCACUUUAAUGUGCGGGCCCCGUGACUGACGACAAUGGGGUCUCAGGAGCCGAUUCUUUAUCUCAAACUGAGGACUGGAAAUUCUAACUGAUGAUUAUAACGCUGAUUCUGUCCUGGCCCCGCCCCCUAGUGAGUGUAUAAUGACUACCCCUCCCCCACAUUAUGGCCGUGCCCCUGUAUUCACUGUCACAGUCUGGGGAUUUCUACAUUGGGGCCGUCCUGACAACUAUGCUCCAAACUUCCAUCUUCUCAGGUGUUUGGUGUCAGUCAUGUACCUAACUGCAUCCUGGGAGAUGGCCCCAUCACUGGCGGGAUCACAUUACACCUGGAAUUUUUACCGCUUUUGUGAAUGAGGCCCCUGAUUGUUCUCCAGGUCAAGGGCUGAUGUCGCCUUCAUCUCCAGUAACAUUCGUCAUGGCUGGUGCCAUCCAUGAGAAUACACAGUCUGCUCUACCUGCGCUGCAGCACACAUCACCUGCAUGGGUGCCCGCCUCUAGGGGUGACCUGCCACGGGUGUCGCUGGCUGUCGGCCUCUAUAGGGGAGACCUGGCGCGGCUGUCUGCCUCUAGGGGAGACCUGGCGCGGCUGUCUGCCUCUAGGGGAGACCUGGCGCGGCUGUCUGCCUCUAGGGGAGACCUGGCGCGGCUGUCUGCCUCUAGGGGAGACCUGGCGCG